Molecule: messenger RNA, 724 nt
Organism: Zingiber officinale
Lineage: Eukaryota; Viridiplantae; Streptophyta; Magnoliopsida; Zingiberales; Zingiberaceae
Product: 14 kDa proline-rich protein DC2.15-like
Exons: 1
Coding region: 54-527 (157 amino acids)
Source: RefSeq, a predicted model, not a curated record
AGCAUUGUAGUGUCCCUCUACUGUUGCAGCUUCACGGCUGUAGCUUGUUGCUCAUGGAGUCCAUGCCCUCCAAGUUGUUGGCCUCCCUCGCCCUCUUCCUCGCCACCUUAAACCUCAGUGCUGCCUGCGGUGGUGGCUGCGGUGGCGGAGGCGGAGGCGGAGGCGGCGGCGGCGGCGGCGGGGGAGGCAUUGUCCCAAUACUUCCUGCUCCUUCCCCGCCGAGCCCGUGCACCAGGCCUACCCCGACGCCGAGCCCCGGCAGUGGGGGCAGGUGCCCGCGCGACACGCUGAAACUGGGCGUCUGCGCCAAUGUGCUGAACGGGCUGAUCAACGCGACCGUGGCGGCGCCGCCGAGAGAGCCCUGCUGCCCUCUCAUCGACGGCCUGGCCGACCUGGAGGUGGCGGUGUGCCUGUGCACCGCCAUCAGAGCCAACAUCCUCGGCAUCCACCUCAACAUCCCCAUCGACCUCAGCCUCAUCGUCAACUUCUGUGGCAGAAACAUCCCCAGGGGCUUCCAGUGCAAUUAAUUCGAUGAUCACUAUCGUAAACUGCAUGCUAAUUGAAUUUAAUUUUCAGCAUCUACGAGCAUUUAAUAAUUAAUCUUGUCGUCCGUACGUCUUAGUCGAUCGUGUUGUAUCGUUGCUUAAAUUUGGCAUUUGGCAUCAUUGUUUUCGAAGCUUUCGUUUGCAUCUAUCUAUCAAUAAAUGCAUGGAUUUCAGAGUAA